Messenger RNA from Amaranthus tricolor (Joseph's coat), 1701 nucleotides. RefSeq lists its product as uncharacterized. Gene Ontology annotation, cellular component: chloroplast. The record is from RefSeq and is a predicted model, not a curated record. The coding region runs from base 152 to 1342 and encodes 396 amino acids. The transcript has 6 exons. Lineage: Eukaryota; Viridiplantae; Streptophyta; Magnoliopsida; Caryophyllales; Amaranthaceae.
AAUAUGAUAUAAAGUUAUUGCCUUUUGCAUGGCCAUAUCAUCUUCCACAUAUUCAACUCUUCAAAUCUCUGGCUGUUCUUCUCCGAUGAAAUUCAAAAUAUCUCUAUCCUUUUAAACUAGAAACACAAGAAAAUCCUUUAACAUUCAAGAAAUGGCGAACACCCUUCUUCCUGAUCCUUCUGCAUACGCAACUAAUAAAUUUCUCUAUCUUCAUGCCAUCCCACUUUUACGCCCUUACCCAAUUCGAUUAUCUUCCCUUACUCCCUUUUCUUAUCCUUUCAUAAACCCUAUAUUUUCUUCAAAAUCUAUAAAAUCCACCCCAAAAUGCAACGCCAAAAUCCCUAAUUCUUCUAAUUCCGAAUUGGGUAUCAAAGAAAAGACUUCGAGUACAAUUGGGUUUAUUUUAGAUUCCUUAUCUAAUGCAGUAAAAGCUCUAAAGAAACCCGCGAUUGCUGCUUUGUUAGUGGGUAUUUUGUUAAUGUAUGACCCAAGUUUUGCUUCAGCAGCAUCUGGUGGUAGAAUUGGAGGUAGAUCAUUUGCUCCGAGAUCAUCAACAUCCGGGUCUCGGAGCUACUCAGUUUCGCCUUCUAGGACGGAGUUUUUGUAUUCGGCACCGUAUUUUUCUCCGUCUCCAUUUGGUGGUGGUGGCUUAUUUGUGGGGCCUGCACUUGGAGUUGCCGUUGCUGAGUUUAGUUUUCGUCUACUUGUGCUGGGUUUUGUAGCAUAUGCUAUUGUAUCUAUAGUGGUUUCUAAUAGGUCUGAAGAUGGGGUUUUGACUGCUACUGAUAAAAUUAGUGUGAUCAAGCUUCAGGUCGGCCUGUUGGGCAUGGCGAGAUCUCUUCAAAGUGAUCUUAAUCGUAUUGCUGAAAUUGCGGAUACAUCAACCCCAGAAGGUCUUAACUACGUUUUAACAGAGACAAUAUUGGCCUUGCUUCGGCACCCUGAUUAUUGCAUCUCAGCUUAUUCAUCUGUAGACAUCAAAAAGAGCACUGAGAAGGGUGAACAAAGGUUUAAUCAACUUUCUAUCGAGGAACGAGGGAAGUUUGAUGAAGAAACAUUGGUCAAUGUGAAUAACAUUAAGAGACAGAGCACAAGAAGCACAAUAACCACUGGAUACAGCAAUGAGUACAUUGUGAUUACGAUUUUGGUGGCUGCUGAAGGUGUAUAUAAACUUCCGGCCAUUAACAGUAGCAUGGAUUUGAAAGAAGCCCUACAAAAGCUUGGGUCCAUCCCUUCAAGUAAAACCAUGGCGGUGGAGAUCCUGUGGACUCCUCAAAAUGAAAACGAUACAUUGUCCGAGAGAGAAUUGCUCGAAGAUUACUCUCUUUUGAGGCCUCUAUGAGUGCUGGUUCCAAAACUUUCAUCUGUAUAUAAUUCACGACUUGUUAUAGGAGGUUAUAUAUACCGAGUGUUAAAUGAGACAUCAUGACUAUUUCCCUUUCGGGAUCCUCAAGAGCAGAAUACCCUUGUUUUGACAGUGUUUCCCUUUGUAAGUAAUACAUAAUUUCUUUGAGCAACAGGAAGCGUGAUGACCACUUUUCUUUCGACAAUGUCGGUAGCAACAGGAAGGUUGAUUACGGCUAAAAUGUGCUUGUAUGUAGAGUAAUAACAGUGUCACAAAUGUAUAGAUCAAUGGAUUUUUUCAGAGCUGAUUCAGAAAAUACAGUUGAUAGUAAAUGUUGAAUUAUCUGUAGAAGCAAA